This is a messenger RNA of Triticum urartu, 1218 nucleotides long. RefSeq lists its product as uncharacterized. The record is from RefSeq and is a predicted model, not a curated record. NCBI's taxonomy places the organism in Eukaryota, Viridiplantae, Streptophyta, Magnoliopsida, Poales, Poaceae.
UCUUGCCUGCGCUUUUCCUUCUCUAAUCAGCUGUGCGGUUUCUCCGGUGAUGGUUGCUUCCGCUGCUGCUCGGUCCAGCCGCCGCCGUCGGGGCCGCUCUCCUGGUAUUCGAGCCGUUGUUAUUGCCCGUGUCCGCCGUGCUGCUGGCCGUCUUUCUUCGCUGGAUUUUCCGUCGCCGGCAAAUGCUGGUGUGCGUGGCCAGCUGGCUGAUUCGGGAUGCCGUGUCCGGUCCGGGGCUCGCCGGCCAUUUCGUUCUUCCCGGACUGGUGUGCACCAAUUAGAUUCGCGGCGAGAUGUUAAUGUGGACGUCGAUAGUCGCCGUCGGGAGAUUUCAUUAGGGAAGCGGCCUGUGGAUUGUACCAUUGACACUUCGCCUGUCGAAGUGGUUGACGGAUCGAGUAUUUGUGUUUCUGGUUUUCCUGCUGCUGUUCAUCUUUAUGGCUCUUUGGUUGGUGCUACGACUUACCGUUGCCGUCCAAGAGUGGUGCCCUUAUGUGCCGCCGGUACCUUUGGUCAGCCUGCUUCUCUUGAGAACUCUCGUGUUGUGUGUGCUCGCCGUAAGCGGACUUUGGUGCGAUCGUACUGGUCGGGCCGGGAAAGAGGUGUUUUUUUGGUCGUUGUUCUUAUUCUUCUCCGGACGCUGAUGCAUGUGGUCUUAUGUUUUUUCUUUCUAUUUCCAGUACGUGGGAUGCAACCUCCGUUUUCUAAAGAUUACAUCCAACUGCUUAAGGCUACUUUUAGGGGGCGUUCGUAUUAUGGUGGACCGGAUUUGUGCUGCCCGGAAUGUGGGGCUUUUUUUUAUCCUGAAAUUGUCGCCGCCCUGAUAAAUAUGCUGAAUACACAUCACCGUUUGGUGGACACGUUCAGAAUUGCUCGAUAGAGUCUGCACCCCUGGUGUUUCUAAGGUGUCCAUUCGUUUUUUUGGUGAUGACGGUGGUGCUCAUGGUAUGCGUUUUUCUGGUCCUACUGCUUCUGAGGUUGCCGCGCGCAUUGUUGGUGACUUGACGCCUGAAUGUAGAAAUUUUGAUGUGGUUGCGGAAACACGUUCUGGUUCAUUGAAGCAUGUAUCUUCACUGAAUUGCAAUCUUAUGGCUUUGCAAUAUCCUAUACUAUUUCCAUAUGGUGAUAAGAGUUAUCAUCGUGGUAUUAGAUAUGUUGAUGGUAAUGAACAUUUGAUUGUUUCCCAAUGCAACUGUGUUAGCUGUGGACACUUGGAUA